Seminavis robusta is the source of this 3396-nucleotide messenger RNA. NCBI's taxonomy places the organism in Eukaryota, Bacillariophyta, Bacillariophyceae, Naviculales, Naviculaceae. The record is from the annotation of a GenBank genome assembly.
AUGAGCAAUCGUCGGGGCGGUCCUGGCGGUAGAAAGGGCAAGAACAACAAGAACAAGCAGGGCAAGGGAGGUCCUGCUUCCUCGUCGCUGGUCCCACAAAUACCUCCUAAAGAUGAAUAUCACAACCUCUCUCUGCCGUGCUGUCGUUUGCUAUAUGACACGUGCCAAGAGCUUUGGACUGUGGAUAGAUCGUUGUUGUUGAAGCAGAAUCAACAACAGCAACAACAACGUCCUGCUAGUCUCCUGGGCCAAAUGCUCCGCAAUCAUCUCUUGGAGAAACGACGGGAAGAAGUAGCGGCCAUGGCAUCAGCUGAAGCUUCCAAUCCAAUAGGAGCUGCAUCUUCGAUUGGUGCUGCUGUAGGGCCAUCACCCAACAAGAAGAAGAAGAAAAAGAAGAAGAAGAAAGGCAGCAAAGCACCCGAGUCAGUUGCUGUGGCUCAAGCUGCUGUAAGCUCCUCAGACAACCCAACAACAACAACAACCUCAUCAUCACCAACAACAAAACUGUACAACAAGAAACCGAUGAAACCGAUUCUACUGCUGCGAUUUCUUCCACUGUUUCACAAGACUCUCAGUCGGUCGUAUCCAAAGAAGAACCAAGAACAUCGCGGAACGGCAUUGUGCAUUACACAUCAAGAAGUAGAAACGGCGUUCCAGGCAAUCACUUGUCCCGUCUGUCGGCAUGCCAUUGAUCGAGUGUUGCAGCAACAUUCUCGGCAACCAGUCUUUUUGGGCGGAUUUCAUUUUGGAGACCACGUACCAUCCUACAACAACAACAAUCACAACGGACUUGCCAUUCCGAUACACAACCCCCAGCAAAACACGACGGAACCACCUUCGCCGAGUGUCGACUUUGACUAUGUCGCUCUCGAAGAGGGCGUCACGAAUCACGGUGGUCCGUGGGGACAAGACAGUUCUAUACAGGGAGUACCCUACUUUCACCCUCAGAUCAUCACAUCAGAGCCUACUACGAGCAAUCACGAGGACAACAGCAACAACAAUCGUGCCCACAACAACAACAAACAACAACAGCGGAAGCAAACAGAUGCAAAAGGGGAGGAACAGUGGCCCCCCGCCAAGGCUACUGCUAGUAGUAGGCAGCAACGGGUGCAGCUGGAAUGGCGGUUUGUCUCCUCGUCGUCGGCAUCCAUCGAUCAGACGACAACAACAACCGAUGCCAAAAAAAACGAGAACGCGACGACGUCUGUCGACGCGAUUACGAUCGAGGAUGUGGAGCACGUUGUCAAGAACGUCAUGUUGCCGCUGUCGCUGUCUGCGGACGACCUCAUGGGGGCCGAUACGACAAGCCUCGACGGCGAUGAGCUGGUCAAACUCUGCAACACAAUAUGUGACUUGGAUGGUUCAAUGAAAGACGAUCUCGUUAAAAUCAAGCAAGAAAUUGUCAAGUACAAAGAGCAAUUGGAAUCCAACCAAGAUGACUCCACCAACAAUCGAGCCGACGCGGAGAUUGAAUUGAGGGUUGGUCCCGCUUAUGAAGAACUGGAAACUGGUCUCGAGCAGCUCUUGUAUGAGGUUGUCAUGGAUGUCGUAUGGGACGGCCUGUUGUGGUUGAGUCGCGACGGUGACAAUGUGGUCAGGACCACAGUGUCAUGGAAGUCCGCAGUGUAUAAUUUGACCGAAGCCGUAACAAGGGCUCUCCUCAACAUUAUGCAGAUUGUGGAAGAGUUCGAGAAUGGGUUGGCAGAGAUAGCAGACAACAUGGGAAAUGUGCCUGCGAUGUUUGUCAGCAAGCAGCAUCGGGUGAUAUACCGCAAGAUGCUGGAACAGAAGAUAAACGUGUUACAAACGUUGAUCAAUGCCGUCGUAAACGCGAGCAGCUUGAUGGAGUUUGCUUGGCCAUCAGUUGCUGUACAUUCCAUUUCUGGCAACCCCGAUUGGACCUCGAAAGACGUUCACGAACGAGGACUUUUUGUGUCUUUUCGUCGAAAAUGGUUUGCACAGCAAGAGUUCUUUCGGUGCCUCGCAAAGAAACAGAACCGGGCAGAGAGUACAAGAAAAGGAUCCCCCAAUACCAAAGCAAAGAAUUCGCAACGAAACAAGACAUCUCCACGAGGCACCCCCGAUAGCAAGCCUUGGGAAAACAAAGUCAUUCAAAAGUUGGAUACGAGUGGCGACGAUUUGCUCCGUUCGUUGAUUGACUUGUCAAAGCCCGUUCGAAUAGAAUCAAUCCCGGCGAGAAAAGAAGAGCAAAUGGUUCGAUGUGCAAAGUCCAUGGGUCUCCUAGAACGAAUAGGCGGGGAUGUAUUUGCCCCAUUUGCAGACACGGAAAAUGCAAAAAAUCAUCCGAUCAGCUUUGCUCUUCAGGACGAAAACUUGAAGAACCAGUGCCGGACUUUGUCUACUCAAAUAAAACAGCAACAGACACGGCAGAUGUUAGCUCCAGAAGAGCAACUUCCGUCGGAACAGAGAAGGCACGCGGCCUACAUGACUGUGAAUUCGAUCCACCUCCUGAGGAAGCUACGCUUCUGCGUCACUGACAGCUACGAACAAAAAACCCCGGAACCAGUAUUGCCCAUAUGUGUGAUAUCAUGGAUCAACAACCUCCCCGUACCUCAAAUUGGGCAGUCAGUCAGCAUCCCGCACAUCGACAUGCGCAAUUGUUCAUAUGAGACACUGAUAAAUGCGUUUUUGGUGCAGGAGAAACAUAUACAAACUUCGCAGUGCCCCGGUGGAUCAGGGCAGCCGCGUCUCACUGCGAUCCUGCUGGCUCUUUUGUAUGGAAAAUUGUCGGACCAAUGCUCGCAAUGGCACGCUGAACUUGCCGAGCAAGAACUUUUGACGAAUAUGAAUGAGAGUGAAUCGGGGCUUCAAACUGGCACGCAGAGCGGGGAUGCUCCCUCUGGUAGCAAGAAGGACACUGCAGCGGGACGAAAUGGAGUAGCGACGAAUCAACCACCGCAGGGGAAAACAAAGAAGAAGAAAAAGAAAGGAAGUACGAAGGCGCAGGCAUCUGUUGAGAGUGCGACGGGAUCCGAUCAGGGAGCCGCAGGUGGGGCGGAAUCGAACCACUUGUUGCAGAGUCCCGCUACGGAAGACGCUGCCACCAUGAACGGGCACCAGGAACCUAAGGGCGCCAACGUUAAGACCGACGAAACGGAUGGAAUAAAAACCAAGGGAAACACUACGAAGGAUGACAAUGUCAACAUUGCGGAGACUACUGUCGGCGUCAUGUCCGAUGUUCAAUCGGCUGAGAUUGCCACGGAGAACAGUCGCGGUGAAGACCGAGCUGAGAUCUCAACUGUUGAGGUGGACAAAAACAUGGGGGUUAGAGAUUUUUCAGGUGCGGUCCAAUCUGCCGAAGGUUUCUUGGUAGGAAGACUGACUGCGCUGUUCAAGGAAGCCGCACAGGGUAAGGGCUCGGUGUUAAUAGUCUAG